This is a messenger RNA of Castor canadensis (American beaver), 996 nucleotides long. RefSeq names its product acyl-CoA wax alcohol acyltransferase 2 (gene Awat2). Gene Ontology annotation, biological process: lipid metabolic process. The record is from RefSeq and is a predicted model, not a curated record. Gene Ontology annotation, molecular function: retinol O-fatty-acyltransferase activity. Gene Ontology annotation, cellular component: endoplasmic reticulum membrane. Lineage: Eukaryota; Metazoa; Chordata; Mammalia; Rodentia; Castoridae.
AUGUCCUUGCCCUCCAAGAAGGAGAUUAAGGCCGCCCUGGAGGUCUUUGCUAUUUUCCAGUGGGCUCUCAGUGUCUUCCUGAUCACACUCACUGUGAUCUUUGUCAACCUCUACCUGGUGGUGUUCACACCAUACUGGCCUUUGACUGUGCUCAUUCUCACCUGGCUGGCUUUUGACUGGAAGACCCCUGAGCGAGGUGGUCGCCGGUUCACCUUUGUCAGGCGGUGGUGCCUAUGGAAACACUACUGCAAUUACUUCCCAAUCAAGGUAAUAAAGACUUGUGAUAUUUCCCCUAACCACAACUACAUCCUUGCCUGCCACCCUCAUGGGCUCAUGUCCCAUGCAUGCUUUGGCCACUUUGCGACUGAUGCCUCAGGCUCCUCCAAGAUCUUUCCUGGCAUGACUCCUUAUAUGCUCACACUAGGAGUUUUCUGGUUACCUUUUCUCAGAGACUAUGUAAUGUCUACAGGGGCCUGCUCUGUGAGCCAAUCCUCCAUGGACUUUCUGCUUACCCAUAAGGGCACAGGCAAUAUGCUCAUUGUGGUGGUUGGUGGCCUGGCUGAGUGCAGAUACAGCCUGCCAGGCUCUUCUACCCUGGUUUUGAAGAACCGGUGUGGCUUUGUACGCAUGGCCCUUCACCAUGGGGUGGCUCUAAUCCCUGCCUAUGUCUUUGGGGAGACGGAUCUCUACAACCAACAUAUUUUCACUCGGGGCUUGGUCAAUUGCUUCCAGAAGUUGUUCCAGCGUGUAGUACACAUCUACCCUUGUGCUUUCUAUGGGCGUGGCUUCACCAAGAACUCCUGGGGCCUUCUGCCCCAUUCUAGACCUGUAACCACCAUUGUCAGGGAGCCUCUACCACUGCCGAAGAUUGAGAACCCAAGCCAGGAGAUGGUGGCUAAAUACCAUGCGCUGUAUAUUGAUGCCCUACGCAAGCUGUUUGAUCAGCACAAGACCAAGUUUGGCAUCUCAGAGACCAAGGAGCUGGUGAUAGUUUGA